GAUAUCUUAUGCCUGGAACAUUUCAAUCAAGUAUCAAUUUAGCAUUUACUCAUCUAAUCUACUAGAAAGUUCUACAAACAACUUAUAUUUUCUUCUUCUUUCUGCUGCAGUUUUUCUUUGAAUGCUUUUGUUCAUAAGGAUCUCAAUUUUUCUGUUCAAACUUCAAGAUUCUCUGGUUUUACCACUACAAUCACAUAAUUGAAUAAUCUUCGCUUUAUUUCUUCUUUAAUUUGUUAAAAAUGGCUAAAAAGUGGAGAGUGGUUAAGAGAAUUCUUGUUGAUUGCAAAUUGGUAACUAAACAAAGGUAUUUUUUGUAAUAUUAGAACCCAAAUUCAUCUCCUCCACAUGCAUUACUCAAAUAAAAGUAUUUCAUCCCCCAACCAAUCUAUUCAAUAGUUAUUGAGGCUCAAGAAAUGGACUUAUUGGACCAAUUGGUAACCCUACCAUCAAAAUAAUUUCAGUGAAAGCUAAACCACACUUCUUAUCCACCCAAUUUGAUAUCAAUUGUAAAGUGAAAUACACAAUACCAAUCUAAAAUGGAAGGAAAUCAAGAACCAGUGCGUUUUGGCAUCAUGGGAUGUGCAAGGAUAGCUAGAAAAAUAUGCAGAGCCAUUAAGCUAGCCCCAAACGCCACGCUCCACGCGAUUGCUAGUCGCUCGCUCCAAAAAGCAGAGGCAUUCGCAACCAAAAAUGGGUUAAAUGAGGCAAUUUCAGUCAAGAUUUAUGGUACAUACAUCGAGCUACUAGAUGACCCAGAUGUGGAUGCAGUUUAUAUGCCAUUACCCACUAGUCUACACGUCGAAUGGGCAGUUUUAGCAGCCUUUAAGAAGAAACAUUUGUUGCUUGAAAAGCCUACUGCCUUAGACUCAGCUCAGUUAGACCAAAUAUUGAAAGCUUGCGACAUUAAUGGAGUGCAGUUUAUGGAUGGGACUAUGUGGUAUCAUCACCCUAGAACUGCCAAAAUUCACCAGAUUAUCUCUGAUUCAACCAUUUUUGGACAUAUUUGCUCGGUUUGUUGUGCAUCAUCUUUUCUGGCAGACCCAGAGUUUUUAGACAGCAACAUAAGGAUUAAUCCAGAAUGUGAUGCACUUGGAGCAUUGGGUGACUUAGGUUGGUAUUGCAUUGGACUUAUCUUAUGGGUAGUUAACUAUAAAAUGCCCACUUAUGUUACAGCAUUACCUGAAGCUACCCUUAAUUCAAAGGGAGUCAUUUUGGGUUGCAAUGCAUCUUUUCACUGGGAGGAAGAACCCAAGACAAAUGCAACCUUCUAUCGUUCCUUUCUUUCUCAUGUGUCCAUGGACUUGACCGUGUGCGGUUCAAAUGGGUCUGUUCGUUUACAUGAUCAAGCGAUUCCAUAUCAAGAAAGUUCGGCUUCGUUCUUCCUCACUACUGGGGUGAAGUGUGUCGAUGUUCAGACCGAGGGAAGUGUUGAACCGGUGGAAGUUGUAGUUGAGUCUCAACUUCCUCAAGAAGGUCUUAUGGUUCAAGAAUUUGCUCGGCUUGUAAAAGGAGUAAAGAAUAGUGAAAGGUGGUGUGAUAGAAGGUGGGGUGAGAUAAGUAGAAAGACUCAGUUAGGUUUAGAUGCAGUUAGGCAAUCUAUUGAACUUGGUUUUAAACCUGUGUUUAUGCAGCAAGAUUAGCAUCAGCAAAGGGGGAAAUUUGUUUGAUAAAACAUCAAGUUAGAUCUUUCUAUUUGGUUGCUUGGGCCAAUUAUUAGUUUUGACAAUCAUAAUUUACAAAUAAUGUUUAUCCAACUAUUUUAUA
Messenger RNA from Amaranthus tricolor (Joseph's coat), 1764 nucleotides. RefSeq lists its product as uncharacterized. The record is from RefSeq and is a predicted model, not a curated record. The transcript is spliced from 2 exons. The coding region runs from base 537 to 1640 and encodes 367 amino acids. Lineage: Eukaryota; Viridiplantae; Streptophyta; Magnoliopsida; Caryophyllales; Amaranthaceae. Gene Ontology annotation, molecular function: nucleotide binding.